Cydia fagiglandana is the source of this 5469-nucleotide messenger RNA. Its product is annotated as ubiquitin-protein ligase E3C. Gene Ontology annotation, molecular function: protein binding; ubiquitin protein ligase activity. NCBI's taxonomy places the organism in Eukaryota, Metazoa, Arthropoda, Insecta, Lepidoptera, Tortricidae. The coding region runs from base 214 to 4161 and encodes 1315 amino acids. Gene Ontology annotation, biological process: protein polyubiquitination; ubiquitin-dependent protein catabolic process. The transcript is spliced from 21 exons. The record is from RefSeq and is a predicted model, not a curated record.
UUGUGACAGUAGAGGCACAAUCCAAUCAAAUGUUUGUAAUUCUAGGUCCCAUUUUGUGACGAAGGGUGGUGUAAUUGCUGUAUUUAUUCCAUGAAUCAACUUUAUUACCUUAUUAUGAUAUGAAUUGAAUUGUUAUCUAACACUCUUAGGCAAAAAAUAAUAACCAUUUGUGAGGUAUGCGACUACGUUGGUAAAAUUGUCAAUUUAUGAGAUAUGUAUUCAUUUGAAGGGGACUUUCGGCGUAAACCGCAACAAAACUUAUCCGGGGCUAGUGCUCAGCGCAAAACCAACCGAGAUGCUCUCAUUCUUCAGACUCAACAACAAAGACAAAAACGAGAGGAGCACAGAAAACGCCUCAAUAGCACCAUUAAAAUCCAAGCAUAUGUGAGAAGUUACCUGACCAGGAAACACUGCAAGCAGAGCGAGCGGGAGGAGUUUGACAACAUAUUCCCCAAAGUUAAUGCCGAUGAUAUUGAUCUGUUGUGUGCACUUGUCGUAAAAAUUCUGUUCUUUUACGAUGGAAAAGUGGAUUCCUCUAGACUGGUCUCAGUUUCCCAAUUGUUGUUAAAACAAUGGAGAAAAGUCUUUCAAAAUGGAGGCUGUUAUAUUCAAAUAAGAAGGUUACUUGUCCUACACCUGCGGCUGUUAAAAGAUGGAUCCGAGGUACCUUUAGCUGUGCCACUCAGAAUGUUUGAAGUAUUCACUUCUGUCAAUUCAGCAGAAAAUUCUAUGAACUCUGACGAAGUAUUGAGCAAUGUUGCUGGAACAUUUUUGUAUUUAGUAAAAAGAGGCUAUUUCGCGGAGCUACGGGAGCUGUUAUGCCGGAAGACGCCCCCGUUGUACGGGCCCUCUCCUAACCCGCCCACGCCUCUUUGCGGGGCCCUGCUGGACCUUAUUCAGAGACCUCUCAAUCUGACCACGCACGUUGACAUCAGUGGAUAUGAUAACAUGGUGAUGUCAGAAUUCGCAUCAGCAUUCCUCUGCAACCCAUACCCGGAGCCGGUGGAGAUGUACAUAAUCCCAGCGCUGUCCGUGGACAGCAGGAAGUUCCCAUUCCUGUCCCUCGUGCAGUGUCUACGGGACGAGACCAUAUUCAACAAGAGGGUGCUUAAUGAUUCGUGGCUACUGCAUUCUGUGCUUUCACUAGAACCUCCAGGGUUUGCGAACGAAAUCCGCAAUAUAAACAACACAAGACUGCCAAACAAUCCCAUCGUCCUAGACUACCUUAAAAUAAUAGCCCAGCUCACCGUGAACGUGUGCAAUAAACAAAUAACUUACGAAUACGAAGACUCCUUGUACAGCCAAGAGACUGCGGCGGACAAAGACGACGAUAGCGACAGUGAGACAGAGCCUAACCCAACUUCUGUACGAGAGCAGAUGUUGCUCACCCGUUGUAUAGAAAUCCUGAAUGAGCCGGAUAGAUGCGUGAUGGCUACGUGCUCGCAGAUAACGGAGAGUGAUCUGAGUGAGGACUUCUUGGAUUGUUUGUCGAAGAUCUGCCAUAAUUUGCUGCUGAGUCAUAGGAUGGCAUUGCAUAAAUAUAGAUUACUAUACACCCUCGCUUUCAAGCCCAUAUUCCUGCGAGGCCUAUGGCACUGGCUGAGCCACAUGAGCCACGAGUCGUCGUUCGGCGGGUCGGCCACGCCGCUGCUGUCCGCGCUGUCCCGCGGCAUGGGCGCCGACUCCAGCGUGCUCGGCGUGCACCGCCUGCUGGCGCCGCUCGCUGUCUUCUGCGCGCUGUUCUCGUUGCUCAUCGGCACGCUGCACGACACAGAGUUCUGCAGGGACGUGGACGAUGAUGAUAGCAUGAGCUGCGACUCCAUAUUUAAUAACGACAUUAGCGUAUCUCACUUACCCACCGGCGGUGGCGGCCGUGUCCAUGCCUUUGAGUUCUCAGAGCUCGGCGGCUUAUGCCGGACGCUCCGGCAAGUCUGUCUCGGGCUGGUGGAACUGGCCUAUCCGGAAUCCCGGCCGGCGGUCAACACACAGUACCGGGAUGCGGUCGGAGCGCCUAUAGAACUGGCAGGCAGCCAGACGCCUGCCUGGUCACAUUUAUUCAAGGUAUGCACGCACCUCCUGCGCGCGCUAUACGUGCGCGACUCGCGGCUGUGCUUCAUGGCGGCGGGCUCGUGGCCGGUGCGGGGCUGCGUGCCCGAGGGCGCGGCCGCGGUGCUGGUGGUGGCGGGCACGCACGUGCGGCCCAACCCGCGCCAGCUGCGCCGCCCGCAGCAUCUGCACCACGCCAGGGACCAGGGUCAGUACUCCGAGGGAGAGAGACAGACGAGUGUAGUGACGUGGCCGGUGCGGGGCUGCGUGCCCGAGGGCGCGGCCGCGGUGCUGGUGGUGGCGGGCACGCACGUGCGGCCCAACCCGCGCCAGCUGCGCCGCCCGCAGCAUCUGCACCACGCCAGGGACCAGGGUCAGUACUCCGAGGGAGAGAGACAGACGAGUGUAGUGACGUGGCCGGUGCGGGGCUGCGUGCCCGAGGGCGCGGCCGCGGUGCUGGUGGUGGCGGGCACGCACGUGCGGCCCAACCCGCGCCAGCUGCGCCGCCCGCAGCAUCUGCACCACGCCAGGGACCAGGGUCAGUACUCCGAGGGAGAGAGACAGACGAGUGUAGUGACGUGGCCGGUGCGGGGCUGCGUGCCCGAGGGCGCGGCCGCGGUGCUGGUGGUGGCGGGCACGCACGUGCGGCCCAACCCGCGCCAGCUGCGCCGCCCGCAGCAUCUGCACCACGCCAGGGACCAGGGUCAGUACUCCGAGGGAGAGAGACAGACGAGUGUAGUGACGUGGCCGGUGCGGGGCUGCGUGCCCGAGGGCGCGGCCGCGGUGCUGGUGGUGGCGGGCACGCACGUGCGGCCCAACCCGCGCCAGCUGCGCCGCCCGCAGCAUCUGCACCACGCCAGGGACCAGGACGAGGGACCGCCGCUAACAAUCAAAGAGCUCCGAACAGUCACUAUUCUAAGAGAAAUCCCGUUCGUUGUUCCGUUUUCCACGAGAGUCCUUAUUUUCCAAGGAUUACUUGUUAGAGAAAAGCACGACCACUGGUAUGAAAUGUCAAACUUCAACGAGGGACCUUCAAUAAACAUUAGCGUACGACGGACGCAUCUAUAUGAAGAUGCUUUUGACAAACUCAGUCCUGACAAUGAGCCGGAUAUGAAGUUGAAGCUGCGCGUGCAGCUCAUCAACCAGGCCGGUGCCGAGGAGGCGGGCGUCGAUGGAGGCGGGCUGUUUAGGGAGUUCCUUUCAGAGCUACUCAAAUCGGCUUUCGACCCCAAUAGAGGCUUGUUCAGGUUGACCAAAGACAACAUGCUGUAUCCCAAUCCCGGGGUACAUUUACUAUAUGACGACUUCCCUAUGCAUUACUAUUUCGUUGGCCGAAUGCUUGGAAAGGCGUUAUACGAGAACCUACUAGUGGAACUGCCGUUAGCGGAAUUCUUCCUCGGGAAGCUGUGCUCCUCCCGCGAGCCGGACGUGCACGCGCUGGCCUCUCUAGACCCGGCGCUGUACCGCGGCCUGCUCAUGCUAAAGUCACAUCGGCGGCAGGACGUGCCUGACUUGGGGCUCGACUUCACGAUAGUCAGCGACGAGCUGGGAGAACAGCGGAUAGAAGAAUUAAAACCAGGCGGAUCUAACAUUCCAGUUACUUCUGAAAAUAGGAUAGAAUACAUUCAUUUAGUAGCCGAUUACAAAUUAAACAGGCAAAUAAGGUCGCAGUGCAACGCGUUCAAACGCGGUCUGACAUCAGUGGUAAACGCGGAGUGGCUUCGAAUGUUCUCAUGCCGAGAACUGCAGCUGCUCAUAUCGGGCGCGGAGGUGCCGAUAGACCUGGACGAUCUGAGGGCGCACACGCAAUAUGCUGGCGGUUUCUCCGCGACGCACCCGACUGUGCAGUGGUUCUGGAAGGUGGUGGAAAACUUCGCGGACGCGCAGCGUCGGCAGCUACUCAAGUUCGUCACCAGCUGCUCGAGGCCACCGCUAUUGGGUUUCAAGGACCUCCAGCCCCCGUUCUGCAUCCAGUCAGCGGGCGCGUCCGACCGUCUGCCGUCGUCCUCGACCUGUAUGAACCUGCUCAAGCUGCCAGAGUUCCACUCCGAGCAGCAGCUGCACGAGAAGCUGCUCUACGCUAUCCAAGCCGGCGCCGGCUUCGAGCUCAGCUAAAGUCGGAGAACAAUGUUGUAUGCGUGCAAAUAACUUAAAUAAUUAUUUUGAAAGAUUUUUCAUGAAUAGUACAUCUAAAUGUGAUAAUAUUAUAUCUAAUGACUUUCAGUGUCUUAUUGUGUAAAUAGUAAAAUGUUACCCGAUCCACUCACUCACUUUAUUUUAAGAUCAUGCAUAUAAUCUUACGAUUGCAGUAUGUUUACUUUUUAUGUUCCUAUUUUAUUUAUAAUAAAAUAGCUUGACUUAUUUAAAAUAUUUGGCAUCAUCACACGAAGAAGCGGGUUUACUUAUAUUAGUCUGGUUCUCGAAAAAAGGGACUAUAAAACGACUGGUCCUAACGCUAUUAUUUGUGAUGCUCCAGUACAAAUUCGUUGAGGCUUAACGCAUAUCGCAUUAUGGUCCCUUUUGGCUAGCAACGACUCAUUAGACUAUCGUUUUAUGUGACACUACUACUACGUGUAAAUAUAAUGGCAAAGCGCCCUGCUUGUGUAAUUAGCUAGUCCGGAUUGAUACUGUUUUAUUUGACGUGUAAAAGGAAGUGAAUUAUUAUUAAAUUUCGAAUGCAAUUGUACAUAGUCAUAACGGCUGUAUAGUUGAGGCAAAAUUCUUGCACGUCAAAAAAUAUCGAGGCAAUAUGAAUACGAUCAUAUAUUUUCUGAUGCGAAACUCUGCGUAUCAAAAACAAGACAAAUCUUCUAAAAUCAUGUUAUAACUGGAUGCUGAUACACAAUAACGUGUCAACCCACAUUAAUUUUUCAAUAAGAUGUCAACUCGAAAAAUUGACGCAUAAUGUUGACAUUUUAUUGCAAAAUGGAUGUGGGAUGACUCAUUUUUGCUAAACACCAUCCAACUGUUGGUUUGUAGUUUUGUGUUCAAUGCGGUGGGUAAAAUUGCUUGACUCUCCGUGAAUAUAUAGUAUUGAUGACGAAAGAUACGCAAUUUGUUUCUUAAACUGUACCUUUAAAAGGUCAGCAACUAGGAAGACAGUACGCUUGCUAAGUUACUGACUAUCGUGGUCAAAAAUAACUCGGUAAGUCAUAUUGACAGCAGAGUAAUGAUGAUCUCAAUCAAAUUGAAAACUGCUAAAAAUACUUUUUAUUAGCUUUUUAUAUUGAGAAACAGGCUAAGAAUCUUGGCUCGACUAAACGGCCGUUAAUUAGUUCAAUGGUUGGGUAUAGAUGCAUAGAUAUAUUUACCGUGUCGGUCUGGUACCUGUAUAUUAUAUCCGUGACAAUUUGUGUCAAAUUUGCGUUUUUAUUUUAGAUUAUAUAUUUUAGUACCUAUUUAAUAAAGUUGUCGUACCCUUCA